GGUGAUUCCAACCUGUGAUAACUGAGAACAAUACAAAUAGAGAUUUGAAAUUCAUGUUGAAUCAUGAAUCAUAUGUCUGCAUCUCUCAAAGUCUCCAAUAGCUCCAAAUUCCAGGUCUCUGAGUUUAUCCUGCUGGGAUUCCCAGGUAUUCACAGCUGGCAGCACUGGCUAUCUCUGCCCCUGGCACUACUGUAUCUCUCAGCACUUGGUGCAAAUACCCUCAUCCUCCUCAUCACCUGGCAGAACGCUUCUUUGCAGCAGCCCAUGUACCUUUUCCUUGGCAUCCUCUCUGUGGUUGACAUGGGUCUGGCCACUACUAUCAUGCUUAAGAACCUGGCCAUCUUCUGGUUUGAUGCCAAGGUCAUUAGCCUCCUUGAGUGCUUUGCUCAGAUUUAUGCCAUUCACUUCUUUGUGGGCAUGGAGUCUGGUAUCUUCCUCUGCAUGGUUUUUGAUAGAUAUGUGGCUAUUUGUCACCCUCUUCGCUAUCCAUCCGUUGUCACCAGUUCCUUAAUCUUAAAAGCUAACCUGUUCAUGGUGCUGAGAAAUGGCUUAUUUGUCAUCCCGGUGCCUGUGCUUGCAGCACAGCAUGACUAUUGCUCCAGGAAUGAAAUUGAACACUGCCUGUGCUCUAACCUUGGGGUCAGCCUGGCUUGUGAUGACAGGAGGCCAAACAGCAUUUGCCAGUUUGUCCUGGCAUGGCUUGAAAUGGGGAGUGAUCUAAGUCUUAUUAUACUGUCAUAUAUUUUGAUUCUGUACUCUGUACUUAGACUGAACUCAGUUGAAGCUGCAGCCAAGGCCCUGAGCACUUGUAGUUCACAUCUUACCCUCAUCCUUUUCUUUUACACUAUUGUUGUAGUGAUUUCAGUAACUCAUCUGACAGAGAUGAGGGCUACUUUGAUUCCAGUUCUACUUAAUGUGUUGCACAACAUCAUCCCCCCUUCCUUCAACCCUAUAGUUUAUGCACUUCAGACCAAAGAACUUAGGGCAGCCUUCCAAAAGGUGCUCUUUGCUCUUACAAAAGAAAUAAGAUCCUAG
Molecule: messenger RNA, 1035 nt
Organism: Macaca mulatta (Rhesus monkey)
Lineage: Eukaryota; Metazoa; Chordata; Mammalia; Primates; Cercopithecidae
Gene: OR56B1
Product: olfactory receptor family 56 subfamily B member 1
Biological process (GO): G protein-coupled receptor signaling pathway
Cellular component (GO): plasma membrane
Molecular function (GO): olfactory receptor activity; G protein-coupled receptor activity
Source: RefSeq, a predicted model, not a curated record